GCAGUAAAUACUCAAACCAGUUGAGGUCAUCAUAAACAUACAAGAAGAAGAGUUUGAAAGAAGCCUAGUCUAAAGAGCUCUGCUUCAUGGCUACCUUAGAGAAGCUGAGAGUCUACAAGCAAGUCUGUCUCAAGAUACGCUCGAGCCUCGUCUCCGGUCGCGACGACUUGGUGAGCCCCACACUAGUAACGAGGAACUUUGUCGAGGGAUUCGUUGCAUCACUGAACGACCCCAUACUAUCCAAGCAUACACUGGAAAGGAAGAUCAGGGAGGAGGAGGAGGAGAGGGAAAGGAGCGAGAUCACUGGCUACAGAUCCUCUUCUUCGUACGGGAAUGGUGCAAGUGCUAACUGUGGUGGUGGUGAUCGGAAAAGAGGAGGCGAAGGGAGCUCUCCCGAGUGUCCCUUUAUAGAGCCAGCUGAAGGAUGGAGUACCGAGUAUUAUGAAACAAGAUGCCAAGUCUGUGAUUCUGAGUCACUCUGUGCAUGUCGUAAGGACAUUUCAUCAAAUGAAUUUGAAUUACGUCCUUUGGAAGAGGCAGCUUACAGGGCACACUUUAAUGGUGUUGAACAUUGGAAUUAUUUCACCGAUGAACCUGACAUUGGUCCAAUUGUCCUCUCAUUAAAGCAAGAACCAUGUGGAGAGAAAUUCAGAAUAUUGGUACGCAGUUCCGAUCAUUAUCUUCAUGGUCUCAUACCAGUUGGUGAGCUGGAUGUCACCCAGUUGAGUCGCGAGGAGGUGGUGAACGCCAUCUCCCGUGCCAUGAAUCUGCAGACGUCCUUCAAACCGGCUGGGCUACCAAACAUGGUCGAGGAACUGCUUAAAAUAGACGAGACUUUUGUCAAGAAUAAGCACAAGGUUGGUCUCCUUCGUGUGAAGGCCGGUCAGACCAACGAGGAAGAGAUAUUCUCUAAUCAACACGAGCCGGGACCUUUUGAAGAGUUCCUGGGUCUUAUGGGAGACCGUGUGAAGCUACAGGGGUUUAAAAAGUUUCUCGGAGGCUUGGACGGUGACAGGAACUUCACCGGAGAAGAGUCUGUGUUCAUGGAGUAUAAGAAUAUGGAGGUUAUGUUUCAUGUUGCAACUUUGAUGCCUUUUAGUGCUAAUGAUCCACAACAGGUUAAUAAAAAGCGUCAUAUCGGGAAUGAUAUUGUUUGUGUAGUUUUCCUUGAGAAUUCUGAAGCUGUUUUCAAUCCUUCUUGGAUUCGCUCUCACUUCAUUCACUCUUAUGUUGUGGUACAACACAUUGUGGGAACACAUGGGCAGCCUCUAUACAGAAUUGGGGUUACUAACAGGAGCUCAGUCCCGACGUUCUCUCCUGAUCUACAGUUCAUACCAACCAUGCCUCAUUGCAAGCCGCUGCAGCACAUUCUACUCUCUAAGAUCAUCAAUGCAGAGAGAGCAUCUUAUCAUGCACCAAAGUUUCUUAAACUAACGAAUCGGUCCAGGGCACAGCUACUUAUAGAGCUAACCGCUUGCUUGACGGAAUUUGAAAUGGCAACGAAGAACUGCAGGGCAACUAGAAAGAUAAGUAGAAGGGGAACGUGGCUACCCAUAGGAAUUAGCAGGCCCCCCAGUCCAUUGCUGGAUCCAGUCAGAGAGAAGUAUACUAAUGAUGAGAAACUGGUUGAAGAUCUUAAGAAUGCUCUAGCCGGUCCAGAACUUGCUGAUGUGAUGUUUAUAGUUGGUGAGAACAGAGUCCCUUUAUUUGGCGUGAAGAGCAUACUGGCUUGUAGGAGCAGAGUAUUUAAGUCAAUGUUUAAAGAUGGCGUCAGUCAAACUCGAAUUGGGAGUCCUUCUGGUCGUAGGAGACUAAAUUCCAGUGGAGCUCGUGUCAAUACAACUGUCAGCAGUCCUCAGCUUCCUAGGAAGGCAAACGGGUUUCAACCCUCGCCGCAGAAGGCAAAGCUAAUGUCUGCGGUUAUCGUCAAAAAGAAAAAGACUUCGAAUUCCUCGGAUUUACUGGAUAGAUCAAUGAGUUCUUCACCAGAGCCAAGAACGCCCUUCCUCGAAGAACCAAAGCAGAUAAUACAGGAACAGUACACCAUACCAGAGUUCAAUGAUGCUGUAUUCAGUCAAGUACUAAAGUACCUCAUCACCGGUAGCUGCUCCAUACAACCGUCAACCAUCGUCGGGAUCACUUGUGCCGCCGAGCACUUUGAGAUCCCAGAGCUAAAACAAGCUUGCUUUGAUCAGCUGUCGAACUGUCUGAUGGUAAAGUCGGUCUGUAAGAUACUGACCCAACUGGAGAGCUACCUCCUCUAUCGGUGUGCAAAGACAAUGGUCGUGAGAACUCUUGAGUUUGUAGACUCCAAUGCAGAAGAUAUACUGGUGAGCGAGGACUUUCUGAAACUGUCGGAGAAUAUGGUUCACUUGAUCCUAAGACGUGACAUUGAAGUGCAAGAGAUACUGAAAGUGAACGCAGCACUUGACUGGACCACUAAGAAUAUCAAACCAAAUCAGGAUUUUAAGAAAUUGGUUAGACCUCUUGUAAAACAUGUUAGGCUUCAUCUGAUUGAUGCAGGGGAUUUGAUGAAGAUUGUGGUUCCCUCCGGUAUAUUUGAAAUGGAGAAAGUGAUGACUGCUUUGGCCUAUCAGGUCGAUCCUAGCUCAGUAGAGACUAACAGUUAUUCAAUGUUUAAGCCAAAGAUCAAAAGCUCUGUACUCAGCUCCAGAUAAUGAUUAUUUAAUCCCCAUUCAUCUCUCUUUCUCUCCCUCUCUCUCCUCUCUCUGAUUGCUCAUUCACUUAUUAACUGAUACUGUAAUUGUUAUUCACAGUUUUACUGUUUGUAUCAUAAUAGUAUGUUCAAUGUACACACAUUCUUAGUGUCUGUGUGUGUCGUGUGCUGUUUUCUCAGGUAUUAUUAUUAUUAUUAUUAUUAUUAUUAUUAUUACGAUUAAUAAUAAUAUGACUACUAGCUUAUUAUCAUAAUACUAAUUGUUUGUAAUUAUCCUAUGAUUUCUUAUCACUCGAAUUCUCUUCUGAAUAACAUCACUUUAUU
This is a messenger RNA of Amphimedon queenslandica, 3001 nucleotides long. RefSeq lists its product as uncharacterized. The record is from RefSeq and is a predicted model, not a curated record. The transcript has 12 exons. Gene Ontology annotation, molecular function: GTPase activator activity; protein binding. Lineage: Eukaryota; Metazoa; Porifera; Demospongiae; Haplosclerida; Niphatidae. Gene Ontology annotation, cellular component: cytoplasm. Gene Ontology annotation, biological process: regulation of small GTPase mediated signal transduction. The coding region runs from base 87 to 2678 and encodes 863 amino acids.